GUUAAAAACAGACUCUUCCCUCCUCGCUGCAGCAUCCCGAGCUCAGAGCAGCGGCUGAGGGAGCCGGGUGGGAGCUGCCGGGCAGGGUCUGCUCCUGCACUGCUGACAGCGCUGCCUUAUCAGCGUCCCGGCCCGGUGACAGCUGGGCUGGCUUGUGUCAGCCCCUCGGGCACUCACGUAUCUCGGUCCGGAGGGUUUAAAAUAGCAAAUCUCUGAGGCCGCACAAUAGCUUGGGCUUAUAUGGGCUCUUGGGGGGGAAGGGGGAGCGGCGGAGGGGGCCAGGGCCGCGGCUGCCGAAAUAGCAGCUCACAAGUGUUGCAUUCCUCGCUGGGCGCCGGGCACAUUCCUGCGGCGCUGCCCGCCCCGGGGUGGGCGCUGGAGCCCCCUUAAAGCCUCCUGCCCCAAAGAGCCUUUCCCAGACCCCGCCGGCUCCCCCGCGCUCCCCGGCAUCACCGCGCACAGAGAACCAGGGAUGUCAGACACGGAGGAGGUCACCGAGGAGUACGAGCAGGAGCAGGAAGAGGAGUGCGUGGAGGAAGUUAUCCCAAAGCAGGAGCCGCAGGGAGCCGGGGAACGGCGCUGCCGGACUCACCCUGCGCCUUAUCCCGCAGGCCAGGAAGAGCAGGUAGAGGAGGCGGAGGAGGAGAGUGAAGAAACCAAGGCAGAAGAACAAGAAGAUGAAACGAAUGCAGCAGGAGAAGGUGGAGAGGGAGACCGAGAGCAGGAGCCUGGGGAAGGUGAAUCGAAGCCAAAGCCCAAGGUCUUCAUGCCCAACCUGGUGCCUCCCAAAAUCCCAGAUGGCGAGAGACUGGAUUUUGACGACAUUCACCGCAAGCGCAUGGAGAAGGACCUGAACGAGCUGCAGGCCCUUAUUGAAGCCCACUUUGAGAGCAGGAAGAAGGAGGAAGAGGAGCUCCUGUCCCUCAAGGACAGGAUUGAGCAGCGGCGAGCGGAGCGGGCAGAGCAGCAGCGGAUCCGCAGCGAGCGGGAGAAGGAGCGCCAGGCCCGCAUGGCCGAAGAAAGAGCUCGCAAGGAGGAAGAGGAGGCGCGAAAGAGGGCAGAGGAGGAGGCGCGGAAGAAGAAGGCAUUCUCCAACAUGCUGCACUUCGGGGGUUACAUGCAGAAGUCAGAGAAAAAGGGGGGGAAGAAGCAAACGGAGCGGGAAAAGAAGAAGAAGAUCCUCGGUGAGCGACGGAAGCCCCUGAACAUCGACCACCUCAGCGAGGACAAGCUGAGGGACAAGGCCAGGGAGCUGUGGCAGAACGUCCAUGACCUGGAGGCUGAGAAAUUUGACCUGCAGGAGAAGUUCAAGCGGCAGAAAUAUGAGAUCAACGUCCUUCGAAACCGCAUCAGUGACCACCAGAAAGUCAAAGGGUCCAAGGGCGCCCGUGGGAAGACCAUGGUGGGCAGCCGAUGGAAGUAGAAGCUCAGGGGGAGAGGAGGCCGCACCCCAGGAGCUGCAGCGGCUGCACAGAGCCCUGGCUGCGGGAACGGAGGCUCUGGGGGGCAGCUCAGGCUUCCUGAGCUUCCCAUCUCCACCCCCCAGUGGUGUUGUGUCUGUAAAUAAAGAGGUGGUGAGGGGGUGCA
This is a messenger RNA of Corvus hawaiiensis (hawaiian crow), 1587 nucleotides long. It is a transcript of the gene TNNT2, whose product is annotated as troponin T2, cardiac type. The coding region runs from base 473 to 1423 and encodes 316 amino acids. The record is from RefSeq and is a predicted model, not a curated record. Gene Ontology annotation, cellular component: troponin complex. Lineage: Eukaryota; Metazoa; Chordata; Aves; Passeriformes; Corvidae. The transcript has 17 exons. Gene Ontology annotation, molecular function: troponin C binding; tropomyosin binding; troponin I binding. Gene Ontology annotation, biological process: sarcomere organization; regulation of muscle contraction; cardiac muscle contraction.